GUCCAACAGAUACACACAGCAGCUCCUCCACAGAUAAACACCUUCCUGAAUGACUAUGCCGCAGUGGAGAGAAAUAAUGAAUGGAAAGGCAGAGUGCAACAGGGCAGUGGUGGUGUCAGUGGCCCAGUUUGAUUAUGGGGUAGAACUGGGGAGGAGGCCUGGAGCUGAGAAGGAUGCCAAGAGGCUCCACCGAACCCUCAGCAAACUGGGGUUCAAGGUGGACCUGCACAACGACCUGAGCAGUGAAGAAAUCUACAAGCUGUUUCAGGAAGAGAGCAGACGACCUGUCAAGGAUUGCUUCUUGGCCGUCCUUUCGUCUCACGGAGAGGAGGGUUGCGUGUUUGGAUCGGAUGGGAAACCUGUCCUACUGUCUCGUAUCUUCUCAUACUUCAACAAUGAAUGCAUGGAGAACAAGGUCAAACUGUUCCUCAUUCAGGCGUGUCGAGGUGGUGCUUUGGAUGAUGGAGUGGAAGUGGAUUCAGCUGUUGAUACCACAGAUUUCUUUCACCUUUCUGUGCCAGUGGAUAUGGCUGUAAUGUACGCCACAGCACCAGGUUACGGAGCUUUCAUGAAAUUUUCCGGCUCAGUCUUCCUCCAAACUUUCUGCACUUUAUUAGAGGACAAGGACCAUCGGAAACUGGAACUGACCCGCCUGAUGACCCGGCUCUCCCACAGGGUGGCAUACACCUUCCAAGCUAAAGGUCGUGAGUUCGAUGGGAAAAAAGAGAUGCCGUGUCUCCUAACACGCCUGACCAGAGAAGUGUUCCCGUUCGCAGGGAUGGAGAAAGACAGCAAAGCUGCAGGACUCUCAGCCACGACUCUAGUUGGCACAGAUAACAUCAGAACCCGGACUCCUUCCAUCAGUUAGACUGCAGCGUGACGGCACACCUGACUGAAAAUAUGAAGGCAGCGCUUUUCACCAGGAUGCAGAAGAGAAAAUUCUGAUUUCCCCUUCAGGAAACGUCUGAGUUUGUACAUCUGUCUGUACAUAGUUAUCAUGUAUUUAAAUGUGGGAAAGUUUUAUUCUAUUUAUGUCAUAUUGUGUUUUAACUCUUUAUUUUUCUAGAGGAAGAUAAAUAAAAUGACUACCUAA
Molecule: messenger RNA, 1093 nt
Organism: Melanotaenia boesemani (Boeseman's rainbowfish)
Lineage: Eukaryota; Metazoa; Chordata; Actinopteri; Atheriniformes; Melanotaeniidae
Product: caspase-3-like
Exons: 4
Coding region: 50-868 (272 amino acids)
Biological process (GO): proteolysis
Molecular function (GO): cysteine-type endopeptidase activity
Source: RefSeq, a predicted model, not a curated record